GCCUGGCAUUGAAAAGCGCCGGCCAGUAGCCUGGUAGGCGGAAGGGUUGCGAGAGGCAGGGCUGUCGAAUGAGUGAUGCGGUAGUUGCAGCCGCAGGAGGAAGGACCCAGGUUUCGCAUUAGUGUCUUUCGCUUUCGCCUACAAAUUAUAUCGCCGACCGAGUGCGUACGGCAGCCACACAGCGGUCCCGGGUUACAUUUCUCUGCUUUUGUCGCUGUUUAGGGAGUGGGCAGCCGAGAGGGGGAGAGAGAGGCGAACGCCAUUUUGCGAGAAUAAUACACGUUGCGGUGACAGCGGCGAAAGCACAACAAUGGCUCUGAAGAGAAUCCAUAAGGAGCUGAAUGACUUGGCACGUGACCCACCGGCCCAGUGCUCGGCAGGCCCUGUUGGGGAUGACAUGUUUCACUGGCAAGCUACAAUAAUGGGACCUAACGACAGUCCUUAUCAGGGAGGGGUCUUCUUCCUGACUAUUCACUUCCCCACAGACUACCCCUUCAAACCCCCCAAGGUGGCUUUUACCACAAGAAUCUACCACCCAAACAUCAACAGCAACGGGAGCAUCUGCCUCGACAUUCUAAGAUCGCAGUGGUCUCCAGCGUUAACCAUCUCCAAAGUUCUCCUCUCCAUCUGCUCACUGCUAUGUGACCCAAAUCCGGACGACCCGCUAGUCCCCGAGAUAGCCCGCAUCUACAAGACAGACAGGGAAAAGUACAACAGAAUAGCUCGAGAAUGGACGCAAAAGUAUGCGAUGUAGUUCUGGGAGUGAGAGACUCCUCGCCAGCUAAGACUAGCGGAGCUUUGGACGAAGAGUGAGAACAUCCUGUUUGAUAGCCCUCGGAGAACCUCCCGUGAGCCGUGACUUCUCGCCACGCCAGUUCGUGGCGCUGCCCGUCUGCCAUGUUGUACAUAUUUUGACCUGCAAAUGUUGACCUUUG
This is a messenger RNA of Paramormyrops kingsleyae, 935 nucleotides long. Its product is annotated as ubiquitin-conjugating enzyme E2 D2. The record is from RefSeq and is a predicted model, not a curated record. NCBI's taxonomy places the organism in Eukaryota, Metazoa, Chordata, Actinopteri, Osteoglossiformes, Mormyridae.